GGGUCCGCCAUCAUCGUACUAGUACUAGUUGUAGCAGUAGGAGAAACAGCAGUAGCAGCAGUAGCAGCAGCAGCAGUAGCAGCGGUGGCAGUAGUCAUACGACGAGUGAGGGUAGGAAUGAUCCCACCUCGUUAAAAAAGAAGAAACCCGUAGCAGAAUACGACAAUACCCUAGUCAUUGAUCAUGACAGAAACGAGAAUGAAUGGAUGAUUGUUUGGCAAGGCUAUGCUUUUCAGUGGAAGGAACAACAGCAUGAUAAUACGAUAACCCCAGCUUAUAUGAAAUUGCAUUAUGAAAAAGACGUUUGGGAGCUGUAUAAAGGUCUCAUCCAUCCACUACACAUUUUCCAUGAUGAAUUGUGGACAAAUCACCCUCACGGUAAACAGGAUGAGCAAGUAGAAGUAGCAUCGGAUAUCUGGAGCCAACUUACUGUAAAAGAACUAAGGCAAUAUUUUAAUAAUUAUGGAUCUCUCUUGCUCAAAUUACAUGAAUCGAGGCUUCAGCAGCAACUGGAAAACGUAUAAUAUCUUGAAGAAGAGAAGGGCGGAAUGGUGUUUCGUGUCUUAAAAAUGCAGAAUCUUCAACAUAGAAUUUGUUAUCCUAUUCAAACUAAUACUCAAAAACACAUGCUAAACUAAUACAUGAUACAAACAUGAUGUCAAUGAAUUCAGGGUUUCUAUUUUGUAUCUUUUUUUUUUUUUUUU
Molecule: messenger RNA, 704 nt
Organism: Mycotypha africana
Lineage: Eukaryota; Fungi; Mucoromycota; Mucoromycetes; Mucorales; Mycotyphaceae
Exons: 1
Coding region: 207-524 (105 amino acids)
Source: RefSeq, a predicted model, not a curated record